AUGCUACUGCAAAAUAUAGACGAGAUUUCAAUUUUAUGCAACAAGAUAAGGUUAAUAGUUAAUGAACUUGGCAACAACGUAAUUGGAGCGAAGACAGUGACCGAUAGAAAUAUUGGCGACAAAGUGUACGUUUCAAGAAUGAAUUUGAUCUCUCCAGAUUUAGGAUUGUCAUUGAAGUUCCAACAGAGACAAUUUCUAUUAAGAGUGCGUUUUGCAAUGAUCAUCAACAAGAUUAAGAGUCGUAGUGGCCUCAUGGUUCUAAUUCUGGAUAAAGACGACAAUCCAAAGUCAUCAACAACAAAUAUCACUUGA
Molecule: messenger RNA, 312 nt
Organism: Arachis stenosperma
Lineage: Eukaryota; Viridiplantae; Streptophyta; Magnoliopsida; Fabales; Fabaceae
Exons: 3
Coding region: 1-312 (103 amino acids)
Source: RefSeq, a predicted model, not a curated record